Molecule: messenger RNA, 967 nt
Organism: Cynoglossus semilaevis (tongue sole)
Lineage: Eukaryota; Metazoa; Chordata; Actinopteri; Pleuronectiformes; Cynoglossidae
Product: threonine synthase-like 2
Exons: 3
Coding region: 277-771 (164 amino acids)
Biological process (GO): dephosphorylation; 2-oxobutyrate biosynthetic process
Molecular function (GO): pyridoxal phosphate binding
Source: RefSeq, a predicted model, not a curated record
UGUUUCAGACCAACCAGAAAAAAGAGCCAUACAGAAUAACACUGCCUCCAUAAUUUCAGGUGUGCAUUUUCAAUUGUUUAUGUAAGGAUUUACUAGAUCUCCAAGAACAUACCAAAUUACGUACAUAAGAAAACAGGUUCAGUCCAGGCUUGAUGUGCUUUGUGUGUCUUGAGCAUAGACUAGGUUUUCCAUAAAACUGGGCCGUAGCACAAAUAAGGUUGGGCACCUCUGUUAUAGACCAUUUAUGAUGUAAAAAUAACAGCCUCACUCCCCCGGAUGGACUGUUUUGUGCCGCAGGACCCAUACAAUAUGGAGCGAGUCUUCUGGCUGCUGUCCAACAAAGAUGGAGCCUUAGUGAAGAAAAUGAUGGAAGAGUUUCAGCUCACACACGCACACACUCUGCCCGACAACCUCCGUAAGCAGCUGUGUGAGGUUUUAUCAUCUGGAAGCGUCUCAGAUGAAGGGAUCCUGGAGACCAUGAGGAGAUGCUGGGAGGAGAACAGAUACCUGUUGUGUCCUCACUCUGCCGUGGCGGUGUGGCAUCACUACAACUGUCCACACAGCCCUGCACUCAACAGGUGCUACGUUGCGACUGCGUCACCAGUUAAGUUUCAGGGGGCGAUGAACAGAGCGGGGCUGACUAUCGACCUGCCUGAGACGGUGAGGAUGUUGGACAAGUUAAAGAGCCGUUAUGAGAACCUGGAGCGGAGCCCAGACUGGUGCAAGAAGUGGGAGCAAAGACUGAGAUACAAAAUCCAGUCUUUUAGCUGAGCCAGAAGAAGCACAAUGUGACCUUAUGAUGGAACUAAUCUCAUCAUGCUGCUAAUUUAGUUUUGUUUAAAUUUAUAAUAAAUAAUGAAAAAAGUAAAUUACAUACUGUGGUACAAUGGAAAAAAAAGAAUUGUUUUGCUGCCUAACAGUUUUUCCCUCUAUUAAUGAGUAUUAAAAUAUUUAAAGUUUACCACAA